CGCCGCCAUGAUGCCCCCGCCGCUUCCCCGCUUUCGCUUUCGCUUCCCGCUCCGCCUCUCCGGGUCGCCGCUCCCCGCCCCGGCUCCCGGCGCUGAGAGGGAGACGGACGCUGGUUAAUGGGGAUCCUCCAGAGUUGCAGUGCAGAGAGCUCCACACUGAAGAGCGGUUCAGGUAAGCGUUCUGCCGCCUGCCCAGCGCGUUCCUGCGUUUCAGGUGAAAAUUGCUGCAGCUACAGCCAGCAAACGGGAAAACCUCAACGUGGAAUAGCCAGAAGCCACCUGAAAUGGCCAAGCAUGGUAAUGGAUGAGGACACCUUGGUGAUCCCCAUCAAUAAAGAUGCCUAUGAAGCUCUGGAGAAAAGAGAGAACUGUCUAAGUAAUCUCAUUUACAAAAAGGUUGCUUGUACAUUGACCUUCAAAAGUACAAAAUGCACUGUUGAAGUAUACAGGAAAAAACUAAAGCAAGGAAUUGACAUUUGCGUUUGUAAGGAUGAUCUCACAAGACACAAGGCCGAUGCUGUGGUGAAUGCAGCCAAUAAAUGUCUAGAUCAUCAAGGAGGCCUUGCAUUAGCCCUUGUGAAUGCUGGAGGGCCAGAAAUACAAGAGCAAAGCAAUCUUCAUAUUCAAAGGUUUGGAAAACUCGCAACUGGCCAAAUAGCAGUGACAGGUGGAGGGAAGCUUCCUUGUAAGAAAAUUAUUCAUGCAGUUGGUCCAAUAUGGUUGGCUAUUGAAAAGGAAAGAUGUUGUCACCUACUUCAGGAAGCUAUAGUGAAUGUUCUGAAGUACGUUAGUGCUCCGGAAAAUGAUAUAAAGUCUGUGGCUAUCCCAGCAGUGAGUUCAGGUGUUUUUGGCUUCCCACUCAAUUUGUGUGCUCAAGUGAUUGUAACGACUAUAAAGGAAUUUGUUGAAGCGAGUCCACCAAGCUGCCUCAGGGAAAUCCGCCUGGUGAACAUUUGUGAAGCUACCGUUGCAGAAAUGAAGAAGGCCUGUGAAAAGUUUCUGGGCGAUACCAGUUCACUUCAGGAAACUCUUACACAUCAGGAAGCUCUUUCAGCUUCACCAAGCCAGCCUUCAGCUUUCAUCAAACUUGGAGGCGUUCGCUUGCGCAUGGUAAGAGGACUCCUUGAAGAGCAGAAGACUACAGCUAUUGUUAAUUCUGUGUCUGUGAAUGGUGACGUUUCCUCUCCAGUUUCAAAAGUGCUGCUGCAAAAAGCGGGUUCAGCUCUUCAGGAUGAACUUCAGUUUCAUCUUACACAUUCUUCGUUAUAUAAACCACUCAUAGUAACAAAAGGGUAUAACUUGCCCUGUGAGCUUGUGCUGCACGUUGUAUGGCCGCCACACCACCACAGCGUGAUACUGUGUGAGGAAUUAAAAGCUGCAGUGACAAGAUGCCUGUGUUACUUUCGGGACUGUGCCUCUCCCUCAGUUUCUUUUACACCAAAUGGGAUUUGGUCGUUAAUGCUGCCUGUUCAUACAGUGGCAGAGAUCAUGAUCGAAGAGGUUUUAAAUUUUGCCAGGGCACACCCUAAGCAGAAGAUGGAGGUGCAGUUUGUCUUUUGCCCGGAUGACUACAUUGCCUAUCAGGUUUUCCAGGGAAAAAUUUUUUCAGCAGCACACAAACUGGGAGGAACGCAAUAUUACAAAAGAAGUGAUCUUUUGAGUACAGAGUCAAGCAGUCAAAGUGUAAAAGAGACUGCAAAUAAUGAACCAGCUAUUGAACUUAGAGGGAACACAAGUACAGCACUGGAAGCAGCAAAAUUGUGGAUCCAAAGCGUGGUGCAAAUUCAGGAAAGCCACCGUGCUGUUAUUGAAAACAACUACAUUUUUAGCCUCGGUAAAAAAGAGUUUGCAGAAUUAUCUCGAGAGCGGCAUCCCAGUGUAAGUGUAUCAGAAAAAGUGGUAGGUGGACAAGCAAGGCUGGAAUUUCAGGGCCCCCCUGACGCUGUGAUUGAUGCAGUGCUCACAACUGAAAAAUUACUGCUUCGUAUGCAAGAGGAGACUACAGCCAAACAAGAGGAACUGCUUUGCUUAAUGGGCCAACCAGAAGCAGAUCAGCUUGCAGAAGGACACCUUCACAAGACAAAUACUACUAAAUGCACCCAGAUUUCACUGGUGGAAUCACACCUUCAGGAGUUUAAAGACAGACAGAAACAGUUUGAAAAAGCUGGGCUUCGUGUUCUCAAGAUUGAAAAGAUACAUAGUCCUCUUCUAUCUGCUGCAUUCCAACAAAUGAAAAAACAAAUACAGCAAAACCAAGGCACCUCCAAAAUAACCCACAAGUUGUACCAGGGCGUUCCUGCUCAGUUCUGUGGCUUGGUGUGCCAGACUGGAUUUCACAGGAUGUAUUCUCCACCAGCAAAACAAGAAUAUGGAGCUGGCAUCUACUUUAAAAGGAACCUGAAAAGCCUCAUCGAGGGUAAAGAUAUGUGGGAAACAGACUCUAAAAUGUACGUGUUUGAGGCUGAUGUACUGACAGGCUUAUACACUAAAGGGAAGCCUUCCUAUAUCAUUCCACCGGCAGUGGAGGGGGAUGCCAUUAAGGUAUAUGACAGCUUAGUAGAUGAUGUAAGCAAUCCUGACACCUUUGUCAUUUUCAACAGUAUUGCGGCCCUUCCACAAUAUCUGCUGACUUGUUCCCCGGUGAGGGAGAGGUAUAGGGCCCCUGCGGAAACCAGCAGCAUCCUGAGUAAGAAUUAAUCAAUCAGAACUGUAGCUAUCGUGAAGACCCCCUCAGAACAAAGGCUAGUACUUAGAUUUUAAGAGGAUGCUCUACCCAGUAACAUGCUGUGAUCAAAGUGCCUCAGGUAAAGUGCCCUGCAAUAGCCGUGAACAAAAAACACUAGUCAGUACCUUAAGGAGAUGAGAAAAAAAUUAUCUGUGAAACAGAAAGGAAAGCAUCACAAAAUACAGUUUAGCAUUUAUCCGGUCAUUUACUUUAUGCCUUAAAACAUUCGGAGCAUGUGACUAUACACCUGAUGUUUGCGUAGGUUGUCAUUCUUCGUUACGUUUUCUUAACCUGAAAUACUGCAUAUGUUAGUGAACCCAAGAAACCUUGGUUGUGCCUUUGACUCUUACGUUUUCUUCUGACUUAAAUAGGUGAAUCUAUCAGGUGAAAGCUGUUUCCCACUUAGGGACAUGCUAUUAAAUACACAGUUAUGACAAAUGUGAGGCAAUACUUCUAAUUUGAUUUCUAUAUUUCUAUUUCUAGAUUUCUAAUUUAGUAGAUUUCUAAUAGUAGCUGCUGUUACCGUUUUUAUCAGUUAAGAGAUUCCAAGCAUUGUAGAUACAUGUAUUCAAAAUAAAAAGUGUGAAUGACACUGUCAGCUAACCUGUUGUUUUUCCAUACAGUCUUAAGAACAUGACUUGGACUGUAUUUGAGCAUCAGAUUUCUCAGUGGUGUUCAAUCUCUUUGAAAGGCUACAAAAUAGUAGAGAACUGGUUCAAAGUACAACUUGAAAUUGCUCUUCGAUUAAUCUACCUUUACCAAUAUCUUUUAAAGAUGACAGUAUCAGCCUUGUAGCCAGGUGUCCCCACAUUGCUUCUGUAGUGACCUGAAGGCAGUAAACGGAAAAAGCCGAAGAGCUAUUCUACUCCUUUCAAUGUAAGAGGGAAUUCAGUCCAGCUCUCAGGUACUGUGAAACUUUCUGUACUAAAGCCUGAAACUAUGUCUGAUGUUAGCAGGGUUUAAAACAAAUCUACUACCCCAAAGCGACUACCAGAUUUGUCCAAUCUGAAGCAUUUAAAAGCAGUAGUUAUGGCCCAAACUAAGCACCUAAAGGGCUUAUAACAGUGCUGUAAUACAGAAAUAAAGGCUCAUCUGUCAAUAUCAGGUCUGCUUCUAGAUUGAAAAGUCACCUAUUAUUAAAAGUG
Messenger RNA from Chroicocephalus ridibundus (black-headed gull), 3870 nucleotides. It is a transcript of the gene PARP9, whose product is annotated as poly(ADP-ribose) polymerase family member 9. Gene Ontology annotation, biological process: protein poly-ADP-ribosylation; positive regulation of type II interferon-mediated signaling pathway; negative regulation of gene expression. The record is from RefSeq and is a predicted model, not a curated record. Gene Ontology annotation, molecular function: transcription corepressor activity; NAD+-protein mono-ADP-ribosyltransferase activity; NAD+ poly-ADP-ribosyltransferase activity. Bases 118 to 2697 code for a protein of 859 amino acids. Gene Ontology annotation, cellular component: cytoplasm; nucleus. NCBI's taxonomy places the organism in Eukaryota, Metazoa, Chordata, Aves, Charadriiformes, Laridae. The transcript has 10 exons.